AUGUACCAGUCUGCCUUUGUGCCCCGGGAGUACUAUCCAACCGCAGUCCCACCUGCGGCCUACCCCUACCCACUGCUGCAGAGUGGGAGAGCAGAAGACAUGGCCAGCCCCAUGAUGUUCCCUCCCAUCCACAUGCACAGCUUCUACAGUCGACCUGUCACCGUCGUGGUGGACCGAAACAGCUACCCUGAUUAUGUGGGAGGGCAGGUGGAGUAUCAUCAUCUCUACGGUGCCUCCAGUCCCUACCCCCGUCCAUACUACACCUGGCACCUCCCUCCCGUGGUCCCCAUCCCUCUCUACCAUCCCUAUGCAAGCUACAGUCCCUAUGCUGCCCACCAGAGGCCGGAUCAGUAUCGAGAAACAUGGCCAGAAGGCUUCACAAUGAGAGGGGAGCUUCAAUGGGGGAAGCUUGUAAAGGUGUUUGGGCCAAGGAAAGAGCUCCCAGAGUUUGUGAAGGAUGAUCUCCGAAGGGUUUACGGCACCUACCCACGGACCAGUGUCUCCAUAACCUACCGGAAAGGGGAGUUCCUGGUCAAGGGAGACCCCAGGGUCGGAGAGCAGGAAUAUGCAGUGGAAAAAAAAGUCAUCCAGCAGGCUGCAACCCCCAGUGCCAGUGAGGCAGACGACAGCAGCGAGGAUCGGAACCGCAAGAAGAAAAAGAAGUCGAGACGUUGAUGUAGUGAGUCACCUGAUGGACAGAUGCUCCAGAGCCCACACAGGAGGGCAGAGGGCAGCUGUUCUUGGUGCAGCUGGCAAGUAGCACAAGCCACCACUCCCAUUGUCUUUUAACUGCUCCUCAUGCUCCAUAUGCUUACAGCAGCUUUACCCUGCUUGAUGCACAAUGCCCAUCCUGUGAGAAAACCACUUGGCACUCCAC
Molecule: messenger RNA, 877 nt
Organism: Dryobates pubescens (Downy woodpecker)
Lineage: Eukaryota; Metazoa; Chordata; Aves; Piciformes; Picidae
Gene: C8H10orf95
Product: chromosome 8 C10orf95 homolog
Exons: 1
Coding region: 1-675 (224 amino acids)
Source: RefSeq, a predicted model, not a curated record